Molecule: messenger RNA, 728 nt
Organism: Thermothielavioides terrestris NRRL 8126
Lineage: Eukaryota; Fungi; Ascomycota; Sordariomycetes; Sordariales; Chaetomiaceae
Exons: 1
Coding region: 131-601 (156 amino acids)
Molecular function (GO): hydrolase activity
Source: RefSeq, a predicted model, not a curated record
GACGGUGCUAAGCUCGUUUCGCAUUCCAUAACAGGUCCGAGACUCGGCCGGGUUGCUCAACGUGAAUCCUUCCUCCAUCUCCAUAGGUGGCGUCUCGGCGGGAGCGCACAUCUCGUUGGUCCUGCAACACAUGGCACGCGACGCCGGCAUCCCCUUGAAGCUGUGCAUGGCGUCUGUAACGCCGUCCAGUGACGUGCUGACUUACAAGUACUACACCGAUUCCCCGUUUCCGUCCUUCCACGAGUUCUACCGGGGACCAGUGCUGCCUUGGGAGCGCAUCAAGUUCUUCGGCCGUACGUGCAUCCCGCCGGAGAAGCUUCCCGAAUUGCGCGAGAUGUGGCCCGAAUGGUGGUUCGCACCCCUUCGCGCGCCCAACUGGAGCAACCUCUGCGAUACGUUCAUCCGGACCGCCGAGGCAGAUCCCUUGCGAGACGAAGGAGAAGCCUACGGAAUGAAGCUCGCCGACGGGGGGAACAAGGUGACGAUCAAGAGAUACCUUGGCUGCCCACACACUUUUAUGUACAUUAAUGCCAUGAAGCGGAAGCACGAGUACGACCAGGACUCGAUUGCCGCUUUGAGGGCUGCGCAUGCCCUUGGUUGACCGGGGAGACACGACAGGAUGAGGCGGCAAUCAUUUUUCGACAGUCAUUCUUCGUACGGUGUGAGCGUGGCGUCUGCUGAUACUGAAUCAAUACAAUUGCGUAGAACUCAGAUACAAGUCCAUAUCC